Rodentolepis nana is the source of this 1263-nucleotide messenger RNA. The record is from the annotation of a GenBank genome assembly. Lineage: Eukaryota; Metazoa; Platyhelminthes; Cestoda; Cyclophyllidea; Hymenolepididae.
AUGAGUUACCUGCGUUCUCCCCGUGUGUUUUCGAUCACCUCAUUUAUUCCUAAGCGGUAUCAGUCUGCUGCAGCAGCAGUGAAGUCAUUGAUUGAAAAAGAACUUGAUGGCAUUAAAUCCGCUGGAACGUGGAAAAGGGAACGUGUUAUUACUAGUCCACAGGCUUCCGAUGUUUUAGUUGAGGGUACGGAAAGUGGCGUUAUUAAUUUUUGCGCGAAUAAUUAUCUUGGUCUUUCAAACCAUCCACGUGUUAUUCAAAAAUCCAUUGAUUGUCUUAAAACCCAUGGGGCUGGUAUGAGUUCCGUUCGAUUUAUUUGUGGUACUACGGAUAUCCACAAGAAGUUGGAAAGGCAAAUCGCCGAUUUCCAUGGACGCGAGGACAGUAUUCUCUUCCCAAGCUGCUUUGAUGCAAACGCCGCUAUCUUCGAAACUCUUCUCACUCCUGAAGAUUGUGUGAUCUCCGAUGAACUUAAUCAUGCUUCCAUCAUUGAUGGCAUUCGUUUAUGCCGAGCUAAGCGUCUUCGCUUUCUUCAUGGUGAUAUGAAAGAUCUUGAGCGUUGCCUUGAAGAAGCCAAAGACUGUCGUAUUAAAAUGAUCGCUACCGAUGGUGUAUUCAGCAUGGAUGGCGAUAUCGCCAAGCUACCGGAAAUCUUAGAUUUAGCAGAGAAGCACAAAGCUAUCACCUUUAUUGAUGAAUGUCAUGCUACAGGUUUCUUCGGAAAAACAGGUCGUGGUACAGAGGAGUAUUUCGGCGUUCAAGGAAAGACUACAAUCAUAAAUUCAACUUUGGGGAAGGCAAUGGGAGGCGCCUCAGGAGGCUACACCACGGGGUCAAAGGAGCUCAUUUCUCUACUUCGUCAGAGAGGCAGACCAUAUCUCUUUUCCAAUAGUCUUCCUCCUGCUGUUGUUGGGGCCGCAACGGGAGCAUUCGAUCUCCUUAUGGAGAGCUCAGAGCUUCCACAGAAACUCCAUGCGAAUAUCAAACUCUUCAGGGAUUCCAUGACUCAGCUUGGUUUCACUCUCUCUGGUGAUCCUUGUCAUCCAAUUUGUCCAGUGAUGCUUGGUGAUGCUCGUUUGGCUGCUCAAUUUGCCGAUGAAAUGCUCCAACAUGGAAUCUACGUGAUUGGUUUCAGCUACCCUGUUGUACCUAAGGGCAAGGCGCGUAUACGUGUUCAGAUUUCUGCUGCGCACAGUCAGGAUCAUAUCAAAAAGGCCAUUGAAGCUUUCAAAGAUGUCGGUAGGAAACUCAAUGUCAUUCCCUAA